AUGGAUGUUUAUAUUUCGGCAACUUUUGUACUCUUUAUCGCAUGUUCAUCAGCGGAGUAUAACACCAAUUUAAAACUGAAAAGAGAGUUACUGUCUCCUGAACGCUAUGAUCCUGUGUUCAGACCCGUCAAUAACACGUCUACCAAAAUUGAGUAUCAUUUAGUAUUGAAUUAUGCUGAAAUUCUACUAAUUGAGAGUGAACAGAUGAUGACCUUUAGUUUUUGGAUAGAAAUAAACUGGAUUGAUGAAUUUCUAACGUGGGAUCCUAAUUUAUAUGAAGGUAUAACAGAUCUUACAUUAUUACCAUCAACAUUAUGGACACCACAUUUCGGAAUGUUUAAUUCCAUCGGAGACUUCAAUAUACAAGUGAAUGACAGAUCGCUGUUGUCUGUUAACUAUACAGGAAUGGUUCUCUUGGAGCAAGGAAUGUAUGCCAACAUAGAAUGCAUAAUGGAUAUAACCAAGUUUCCAUUCGAUGUACAAGUCUGUGAAUUUCAUAUCAUAGAUCUCUAUAUGACAUCUGACAAAACAAGGUUUAAAGAUUUUGAAUUACUGUCCAGUUCAAUUUCUGGGAGCCAAUGGAUGGUACUGAGCCAUACUGGUCGAAUAGUAGAGAAAUUUGGCAAAUCAGCAGUACAAUUUCAAUUUAUCAUUAAAAGACUGCCAGAUUUUUAUCUCAUCACACUGGUUACUCCUCUGAUUGUCUCAUCGUUACUAAAUCCUAUGGUAAUACUGAUUCCAGCUUCAUCAGGAGAAACGGUUUCAGUAGCAGUCACCAUUCUCCUAUCCUACACCGUGUUCCUUAAUGUGGUCAGUGGUAUUCUGCCUAAAACAUCCUCGUCCAUAUCGGUGUUAUCAGUCUACAUCAUGAUAUUACAAGGACUAAGCGCUGUGUAUACUAUCAUAUGUAUUAUUUUAGUCAAAAUGGAUAUCAAGCACAACCUAUUCAACUGCUUGAGGAAACGAUCAGCGCGCGUUGAUCCAAAUAUGAAAGCGUUUUCGUCCAAGGAAACGAAUAAGGAAUAUGUCAAAGUUACAAACUGUAAUGUACAAUUAUUGUUAUAG
This is a messenger RNA of Lottia gigantea (owl limpet), 1065 nucleotides long. RefSeq lists its product as hypothetical. NCBI's taxonomy places the organism in Eukaryota, Metazoa, Mollusca, Gastropoda, Lottiidae. The transcript is spliced from 2 exons. The coding region runs from base 1 to 1065 and encodes 354 amino acids. The record is from RefSeq and is a predicted model, not a curated record. Gene Ontology annotation, cellular component: neuron projection; synapse; membrane. Gene Ontology annotation, biological process: nervous system process; monoatomic ion transmembrane transport; signal transduction. Gene Ontology annotation, molecular function: neurotransmitter receptor activity; transmembrane signaling receptor activity; extracellular ligand-gated monoatomic ion channel activity.